AUGGACGAAAUUCUCAACAUUCCAGCAGCAGUGAAUUUUGAUGAGUCUAUAGCUCAUUAUGAAAUUCAUGCUCAUCAACCGUAUGCUUCUUCAUCUUUUAACAAUAGCGAUGAAAUUCGAAUUGCAGUACAACAUCAAGACUUGUGUAUUUUACCAAGUAAAAGUUCAUUGCAUGUAUUUGGAAGAUUGACAAGGACCGAUGGAAUUACACUUACGGAAACUGUGCACUUGAGUAGCAACGCUGUAUGUUUUUUAUUUGAUGAAAUUCGCUAUGAAUUAAAUGGUAUUGAGAUUGACCGAUGCAAAUACGUUGGACAUACAACCAUUAUGAAAAAUUAUGUUUCUGUAACGCCUCCGCAGCUGAAUUUCAUUGAAAAUGCUGGAUUUUCUAAAAUUACAGCGGACGCAAGAAUUACAUUAGAAAAUGGAUAUUUUGAUGUUACUAUACCACUUGGCAUGAUUUUCGGAUUCGCUGAAGACUAUAAAAAAAUUAUUAUAAAUGCUAAACAUGAACUCAUUUUAACAAGAGCACGUAAUGAUAUGAAUGCAAUAUUUCAAACAGGACAAGGAGAAAAUGAACAAUUUAAAAUUUCAAUCAAUAAAAUUGAAUGGAUGGUUCCAUACGUUUUACCCGCUGAUAAUAAUAAAGUGAAAUUAUUAAAAUUUAUUGAAAAAGAUCCUUUAAUUUCAAUGAGUUUUCGGUCAUGGGAAAUGUAUGAGUAUCCUUUAAUUCCAUUAAGUUCAAAAGUCAUGUGGCAAAUUAAAACUUCAACUCAGUUGGAAAAACCACGUUAUGUAAUUGUUGGAUUUCAAACAGCUAGAAAAGAUAAACAGAAAAAAUAUGCCUGUCAUUUUGAUCAUUGCAACAUUACAAACGUUAAACUCUUUUUGAAUUCACAGUAUUACCCAUAUGGAAAUUUAAAUUUAAACUUUGAUCAAAAUCAGUAUGCCCUACUUUACGAAAUGUAUGCAAAUUUCCAAACUUCAUAUUAUGGAAAAGAUUCUAAGCCUCUCUUAACAAAGGAUAUUUUUAAAAGCUUAUUCCCUCUAAUUGUCAUUGAUUGUUCAAAGCAAAAUGAGUUUUUGAAGCAGGCAUCAGUUGACGUGCGUUUAGAAUUUGAAGCAGGAAUCAACAUGCCAGCUGAGACCACUGCCUAUUGCCUCAUUAUUCACGACCGUGUUGUGCAAUACAAACCAAUCAGCGGCGUUGUGAAGAAGUUGCUGUAA
Leptopilina boulardi is the source of this 1227-nucleotide messenger RNA. RefSeq lists its product as uncharacterized. Lineage: Eukaryota; Metazoa; Arthropoda; Insecta; Hymenoptera; Figitidae. The record is from RefSeq and is a predicted model, not a curated record. Bases 1 to 1227 code for a protein of 408 amino acids. The transcript has a single exon.